UAUAAUCGGGAGUUGGAGAUGUUAAAAGCCGAGGCCAUGUACUUCAGUUAUUCUUCAUAAACAGUGUCUUGGCGCAUGAAUCUCAAUAUACAGGCACCCGGAUAUUUCUCAGUCCAGAAUCUUGUCUUUCUUGCGAACCUUGCCCAGCGUUCUGUGAGAAUGGCCGUUCCCAAUACCACCAAAGCACUCUUCAUCGAUUCAGAGAACAAUCCCAAAGUCAUCGAACGGCAAGGCCUCCCGGAACCAAGCAGCGGCGAACUGCUCAUUAAAGUCCUAUACUCAGGCGUUAAUCCCGCCGAUAUCAAACAUGCAACGUUCCUAGGAAUGAACAAUACCGUCAUGGGCCAUGACUUUAGCGGUCAAGUCCUAGAAACAACAAAGCCCAACUCUGUGUAUAAGCCUGGAGAUAUUGUAGCGGGAUACACGCCCGCAGGUCUUCAUCAACCUGUUCACUACGGAGCUCAUCAAGCUUACAUCACAUGCCCAGAGGACAUGCUGUUCAAAGUCCCCGAUAAUCUUCCUUUGCCCGACGCAGCGAGUUUGACUGUUGUUGCCAUGACAGCCGCUGAUGCGGUGUACAACCUUUUCAAAUUCCCCCUCCCGACGGAGAACGAAACACUGGCCUACAAUGCCCCGUUUCUGCUUUGGGGAGCGACAGGUUCCGUUGGGUACUGCGCCCUACAGUUCGCCAUCGCAAGUGGCGUGUCUCCCAUUCUUGUGGCUGCAAACCCGGCGCAAUUCGAGCACCUACGCUCUCUCGGAGUCGAACACCUAUUCAACUACAAGGACGAGAAUUUCCACGAGUCGAUCGCCAAAACUCUGCGAGGCUUGGGCUUUGAUAAGUUCUUAUACGCAUUCGAUGCAGCAGGGGCUCCCGAUUCAGGCGAUCAGGUGCUAAAGGCUGUAGCAGACGACACCUUCAUCGCUUCGACGGUCUUGAGAGACGAAAAGCGCUUCAAGAUGCCCGUUGGCGCAACCAAUAUCGACUUUGUGAUUCAUCCUCCCGGCGCUCCUCAUCCAAUUUCCAUUCCUGCGCGACCUUUGGACCACGCUAGAGCUUGGGAGGCUUUUAAAUGGGCUAUUGAGAACUAUGGAAAGAAAUUCCGCUUGCCGCCGGUCCGUGUCGUUGACGAUACUGCUGAAGUUGCAUUGGAAGAGAUAAAGCGUUUUGUCAGGCAAGGUGGAAGAUUUUCCAAGCUUUCAAUUAAGCAACCACUAGCAUAAUUAUCUAUAGCCUAAGAUGCACUUUUGAGUUAUGUAUAUCCUAGAAUUGAUCGAUAGAUACCAUCACUUAGGCCCAUACAUGGUUUAUUUCAGUGAUUUAGAUUCUCACCU
Molecule: messenger RNA, 1335 nt
Organism: Fusarium verticillioides 7600
Lineage: Eukaryota; Fungi; Ascomycota; Sordariomycetes; Hypocreales; Nectriaceae
Exons: 1
Coding region: 76-1224 (382 amino acids)
Molecular function (GO): oxidoreductase activity, acting on NAD(P)H
Source: RefSeq, a predicted model, not a curated record